Condylostylus longicornis is the source of this 2918-nucleotide messenger RNA. RefSeq names its product tyrosine decarboxylase (gene Tdc2). Bases 239 to 2125 code for a protein of 628 amino acids. The record is from RefSeq and is a predicted model, not a curated record. The transcript has 9 exons. Gene Ontology annotation, molecular function: pyridoxal phosphate binding; carboxy-lyase activity. Lineage: Eukaryota; Metazoa; Arthropoda; Insecta; Diptera; Dolichopodidae. Gene Ontology annotation, biological process: amino acid metabolic process.
AAAGAAAGUACAAUUAACCGGAAACAUUACAAUCUUUUGGUGAAUUAUUUGGAAUAAUUAGAUUGCAAAAUUUUGGAUUAGCAAUUUUGUUUUUAAUUUGAAAUAAUUUUAAUUAAAUCAGAAAAAAAUUUAGUGAUUUUUUUUUUAACCAGCUAAUUUGACAAGCUAUUUAAAGAAGUUGAAAUUUAUUUGGUUUUGAUUGAGAAAAAAAAAAAACAAAGUUAAUAAAAAAGCCAAUAUGGAUAGCAGAGAAUUUCGACGUCGUGGUUUUGAAAUGGUUGAAUACAUUUGUAAAUAUUUAGAAACAUUGGAAGAUCGUCGUGUAACACCAAGCGUUGAACCCGGCUAUUUAAGGCAUUUAUUACCCAAUGAGGCACCACAUAAUCCAGAAAAAUGGGAAGAUAUUAUGGAAGAUGUUGAAUCAAAAAUAAUGCCUGGUGUAACACAUUGGCAACAUCCACGUUUUCAUGCAUAUUUUCCAUCUGGUAACUCAUUUCCAUCAAUUUUGGGUGAUAUGUUAAGUGAUGGAAUUGGUUGUAUAGGAUUUUCAUGGGCAGCAAGUCCAGCAUGUACAGAAUUAGAAACAAUUGUUUUAGAUUGGUUAGGAAAAGCUAUUGGAUUGCCGGAUGAUUUUUUAGCUUUGAAAGAAGGAAGCAGAGGUGGUGGAGUUAUUCAGACAUCUGCAUCAGAAUGCAUUUUGGUAACAUUGUUAGCAGCAAGAGCUCAAGCAUUAAAACGUUUAAAACAAUCACAUCCAUUUGUUGAAGAGGGCCAUUUAUUAUGUAAAUUAAUGGCAUACUGUUCUAAAGAGGCACAUAGUUGUGUAGAAAAAGCUGCAAUGAUAUCAUUUGUAAAAUUGAGAAUUUUGGAACCAGAUGAAAAUGCAAGCUUAAGAGGAAAAACUGUUUUAGCUGCCAUGGAAGAAGAUGAACGUCAAGGUUUUGUACCAUUUUUUAUUUCUACAACAUUAGGAACAACUGGAUCGUGUUCUUUUGAUGCUUUGGAAGAAAUUGGUGAAGUACUUAAAAAUUUUCCAGGUGUAUGGUUACAUGUUGAUGCUGCAUACGCCGGAAAUUCAUUUAUAUGCCCGGAAUUGAAAUAUUUGUUGAGGGGUGUUGAGUAUGCUGAUUCAUUCAAUACAAAUCCAAAUAAAUGGUUAUUAACAAAUUUUGAUUGUUCCACAUUAUGGGUACGUGAUAGAAUUCGUUUGACUUCUGCUUUGGUUGUUGAUCCAUUAUAUUUAAAACAUGGUUAUUCUGAUGCUGCGAUUGAUUAUCGUCAUUGGGGUGUACCAUUAAGUCGAAGAUUUAGAUCACUUAAACUUUGGUUUGUAUUAAGAUCUUACGGGAUAAGCGGUUUACAAUUCUAUAUUCGUCAUCAUAUCGAUUUAGCAAAACGUUUUGAGCAACAUGUAUUAAGAGAUUCACGAUUUGAAGUUUGCAAUCAGGUUAAGCUCGGAUUGGUAUGUUUUCGUCUUAAAGGUACUGAUAAAGUCAACGAAAAACUUUUAAGUUCUAUUAAUGCUUCGGGUAAAUUACACAUGGUACCGGCAUCUGUAAAUGACAAAUAUAUAAUAAGAUUUUGUGCAGUAGCACAAAAUGCUACUGAAGAUGACAUUGAUUACGCUUGGGAAGUAAUUUGUGAUUUUGCAGCUGAACUAUUAGAAAAAGAACAAGCUGAUGAACUAACAGAAAUUUUGGAUCGUAAGAAAAAAGAGACUUUGGCACAGAAAAGAUCAUUUUUCGUUCGUAUGGUUAGUGAUCCAAAAAUUUAUAAUCCAGCUAUAAAUAAAGCUGGUACUCCACGUUUAUCAGCUGAUAUUAUAUCACCGGUGGUCGAAGAUGGUACACCACAAAUUCAAAUACCAGCUAAAGAGAAUUCAUGGAUUAGUUGGCCAUUAGCAUUUUUCCUUAAUGACGAUGGAUCAAAAAAAGAUGUUUCGUUGAGAUUUCGACAUUUGGAUGCCAGAUUAUCUGCUUCACCAUCAUCACGACGUAAUUCAGCUGGUAAUUCAAGUCCAUCACCAGAAAAUGAAAAUGGUGGAAGUGUCAAUAUGAAAUCGCCAAGAAAAUCACCAAUUUUAUUAAGAAAACGUGGUUCAUCACCAUGCCCAAAUAAUAAAUAAAAUUUUAAAAUGAAGAUAUCUGCCAAAACAUAAUAUUAAUAAAGCCUCAGCAAUAAUAUAUAAAGAAAAAAAUUGAAUAACUUUUGAAAGAUUAACUUUAAAACUAUUACUAAACUGGAAGUAAUUAAUUUGAAUUUCAAUUUUAAUCAUGUUUGAGUAAAUGCAUAAAUGUAGAUCAAAUGUUAAUUUUGGGUUGUUCAGCAAUUCAGCAUAGAAAAUGUGUUGCUGAAAAUGUCGAAUUUACGUUCAGAUUAAAGAAAACGACCUCUAUUGUAAUGAACACAAAUAAGAAAACUUCUUUUUUUCGCCCCUAUAAAAAUAUUUGAAGACAAAACAAGCUUCAGCAAUGUUAUUUGUUUUUUAAAUUAUGAAAAUUUUCUAAUUAUAAGUUUGAUUUAUUAUACAACAUUAAAAAUAACUUUUUUGAAAUUUUGACUUUAACAAAUUCAAUUUCAAUUUAACAAUAUGAGAAUUUUUUAACAUUGCAAUUGUACACCUUGUACUUAUAAUUCGUAAUGUAUUUUCAAUAUGAAUGCUAUUACAUAUAAUCUGUCGAAUCAACACAGCAACAUUACAAUAAAUUUUUUAAUAUUAGUUUUUAAAUUACAUACAUACAUAUAGGCACACCAAAUUGAACUAAAUGUGGUAGAAUUUCGUUCUAAUUUCUUCAAUUAAAAUCAACUAUCAUAAAAUAGCGUUAAUAUAUAUGCAAAAAGAAGCUAUUAAAUAUAAAGAUGAAUUUCAGGCCAAAUACUAAUGAAAAUUUCUUUUUGUGUUUCAUUAUUUGAAUUUA